GCGCGCACGCACGAGAGAGAGAGAGAGAGAGAGAGAGAGAGAGAUAGAGCGAAGUGCGGCGAAUUGUUUACACUUUUAUUUUUUUGUAUUUUUUUCUUCCACCUGUUCAUUGAGCUUUAUUUCGACUUUUUUUUUGGACAGGUGUGAAUCUAUUUCGGGAAGUACUUCAGGAAAAAAAAGCGGAUGUGAGAGGAUUUUGCGGCCACACCUGAAGUUUCCCCAUGACACCUGUCGCCGGGGUUUGUGUUCAUCCGCCAGCGCAAAGUAACACCAGCAGGUGGACGGCGUCCAUGUUGGAACUGUAAUAGAUUAGUUACUUAAUUCCUCUUUUAUUUUAUUUUUUAUUAUAGUAUAUAUAUUUUUUUUACCGUGAGAAUGAAAGUGACGGUGAACUUUGGGAGUACUGGAGUCGUGGUGCCGUGUAAAGACGGCUGGAUUGUUCGGGACCUGAUCGACCAAGCUACUCAACGGUACAGAAAAAUAGUCGAACAGGAUGGGGAGGUCCUGGUGCGAACACAUCAUGUGGAGUACGCAGACGGGGGGAUUCUCGACCCCGACGACAUGCUCACGGACCUGCUCGAGGACAAGGACAAGCUGAUAGCGGUGUAUGAGGAGAGAGAGCUCCAGUCGAGGACACCGGUCAGUCCGGGGGGCAGUGUGGCGUCCGGUUACUCCAGCCCCUACGCCUCUGAGCCCGAGCUGGGAGUCCUGCGUCCCUCAGUGGGCACAGAGAUCGAGGUCACUUCCAGCACACUCAAGUCAAACACACCUCUGAUGGUCAGGAGCAGCAGUGAACUGGUGCUGUCACGGCCGCUGGACAUGGGGAGUCGAGAUACCGAAAAUAAUAACUACAGACCGACAACAACGGGAGCAGGCCAUGUGCUCACAGUGAGGGGUGGAUCUAUGGACAAACCAGACGAUGACAUGAUGAACAAGAAGAUCAACAACAACAACAACAGCAGCAGGCUCACCAGAACAGUGGAAAUUUCUGGAGACAUGGGACCUUUAGGAAUUAAAGUUGUACCUUAUCUUUCUUCACUGAGUGGACGGCCUCUGGGUCUUCAUGUCAGAGGCAUCGAGGAGAACAGUCGCACGAAGAGAGAGGGCAUCUUUGAGGAGGACGAGUGCAUCGUACAGAUCAACAACACCGAGCUCAUAGACAAGUCUUUCACUCAGUCUCAGGAGAUGUUUCGUCAGGCCAUGUCGUCCCCGGUGGUGAGGUUGGAGGUCCUCCCUGUGUCCAACAAGCUCCUGUACGAGAAGAGUCUCAUCAGCCAGAUAUUCAGUGGCAUUGACUCCACCCACUCCUUCACACCUAAACUGAAGAGUCCCUUCUUGCUUCGGGAAGGCGACGUUAAACCCGCUGACCACGCCCCUUCCUCCUCCACCUCCUCUCUGACUCCACCUCCGAGAGAGGAGUCCGCCAUGAGACGCAGCCCCGUCGUAGUGGAGCGGCGCGAGCAGACCCCGCCUCCUCCCGCCACUGCCUCGCCCACACCCAGAAGUGGCAGUGGAAGCCCCGCCUCCAUUGUAAACCCCGCCCUUACAGCGCUGGCGAACGCUAAUAAGAAAGCUGGCAAGAAGAUGAUCAAUUUAACAAAAGGUCAGGAUGGUCUGGGCUUCACCGUGGUGACCAGGGACUCGGCCGUUCAUGGGCCUGGGCCCAUCCUGGUGAAGAGCAUCCUGCCCCGUGGAGCUGCUGUGAGAGACGGACGUCUGCAAUCCGGGGACCGAAUCCUGGAGGUAAAUGGAGUGGACAUCAGUGGAUACAGACAGGAGGAACUGGUAGCGAUGUUACGCAGCACCAAGCAGGGAGAAACUGUCUCACUGUUAGUGAGCAGACAAGAGGAACCUUUCUUACCUCGGGAACUGAAAGGAGAGCCAUCUGGUCAGACCCUGUCCGAGGAAGGCAGAGAGCACCUGGUGUAUGAGAUUCCUGUAAGCGACUCGGGGUCAGCUGGACUCGGGCUCAGUCUGAAAGGCAACAAGUCCAGAGAGACGGGCGAGGACCUGGGCAUCUUCAUCAAGUCUAUCAUCCAUGGAGGGGCUGCUUUCAAGGAUGGGCGCCUAAAGGUGAAUGACCAGCUUGUGGCUGUCAAUGGUGAAUCUCUUCUUGGUCGAUCCAACAAUGAUGCCAUGGAGACCCUGAGACGCUCUAUGUCCAUGGAAGGGAACCAUCGAGAAACCAUCCAAUUAGUUAUCCUGCGAGCUUUGGAGAAUUCCCCAGCCCAGGAGAGACGACAAGAUGGAGGUGCGAGCAGAGAGUAUCCCUCAGCUCAGUACAACCACAGUGACCGCAGCAACGGCGUGGGUCAGCCGCCCAUGGUCAUCAACAGCAUCUACACCCGAGCUCCAGGUCCUGUAUCUGCCUCUAACGGCAGACCCGGGGUUUAUUACGACGCCUCCGACGAAGACGACUUCGCUUCUCAUCCUUCCGACAUGGAGUCAGACUUUAACCCACACCCGAGAUACGCGCAAAACAGAGCGGAACGUGAACCCACCUCCAACCCGACAUAUCAACUACAACACACACACAGACAUCCAAAGACUUCCAAGAGCAUGGACCUGGUGGCAGAUGAGGGCAACAUUGGUGGCAGGCAACCACAGAGACCUGCACCCAGCAUGUCCUCCCUGGGACCGACAUUGGGACUACAAAAGUCCAGCUCUCUGGAGAGUUUGCAGACAGCCAUGGAGGAAGCCAGUAAGAGCAGCGUCCCCUUCCACCGUCCUGCUGGUCCUAUGGUACGUGGCCGCGGUUGCAACAUGAGCUUCCGGCAGGCCAUCGACAAGUCCUACGACGGCCCCUCGGAGCCUGAGGACGAUUACUCUGAGGACAGCUCAGGCAGGGAAACACCAGCCAGCGGUUCCUCCCGCCAAGAACUGGAGGAUGGAGGCAAAGACAAAAAGAAGAAGACCAAAAAGAAGAAAGAGAAGAAGACCAAGACCAAGAAGAAAGAUGACAUUGACGACCCAGAUAAGAAGACCAAGAAGAAGGGUUUUGGACUAUUGAGAUUCGGCAAAAAGAACAAAAAUAAAGGAAAGUUGGGCUCUCUGAGUGAAGAGGAACUCAAUAAGAGCGAGUCAGAAAUGCUGACGGAGAUGGACGUCUCGGCUCCAGGACGCGCUCACGUCCCGGAAGUAGAAGACGACGAUUUCGACCCCAACUACGCCCGCAUCAAUAACUUCAGAGAUCCACCCCCUCCUAGCCACGCCUCCUAUCCGAACCGCAUGCCGUCUCCUCAUUAUGUUCCACCCACAAGCCCCGCCUACAACGAGGACCCGCGGGAAGGACUGUACGCCAAAGUCAACAAGAUAAAGCCCCCGGCGCAGCCCGUGGACGUGAGUAAUGAAGCUCGUCUGCAGCAGAUCCGGAGUCAGUUGCAGCACCUGAAGCCGUCUCCAUCGUACGCAGAGUCAGGAGCAGGAGCCCGACUGCAGGAGUACGACCCGGCUCGGAUCAGAGGCCCCGAUCCCCGCAUGGCUCCAAGAUAUGAGGAUAUCGAUCGACAGUACACGUCUGCACCCAGACGAACAGCUGUGGACGGCCACAGAGAAGCUGACCGCUACCUGAACCCUAGUCCCACCUACAACGCAAACCCAACCCCUCAGCCAGGCCCGAACCGUGUCCCUGCAGGCCGCUCCGGACCGCUCCGAUAUGACCUGCCCCCGUCCACCACUCCGGGCCAGCAGGGGGCGCCGAGCUACGAAGCUGCCAUCAAAGCCGGCAGUCGUGCAGCUGCUGCUGCCGCCAAUCAAUACGGCGCAUAUGAGGACAGACAGUACCCCAACCAUCGGACCAAGAACCCGGCCGUCGGAGCGGUGUAGGCUGAUCUGGAUGGAGGGCAGGAAGAGUGGGCAGGGUAAUGGAUCAUUGUAUAGCAAAAGGUUCUUCUUUCCUCUGAAACAUCUACUCUCCAUCCCUCUCUCCAAACUAAACCCUCUCUGCUAGUUGUCUUCAGUCCAGGUGACUACACCUGGGUUCUAUGUUUUAAGUUCAUCUAUAGAAGUAAAGGUCAGGGUAGGUUCCUCAAGGGUUCUUUGGAUAAUAAAAGUAAAUUGCCUUUAUUUGUUACAUAUACAUUACUGCACAGUGAAAUUCGUUCUUCACAUAUCCCAUCCUUGGAGGUUUUGGGGUCAGAGCGCAGGGUCAGCCAUGAUGCAGUGCCCAUGGAGCAGGAUGGGUUAAGGGCCUUGUUCAAGUGCCCAACAGUGACAGCUUGGCGGUGCUGGAGCUUGAACUCUGAUCUUCUGAUCAACAACCCAGAGCUUUAACCACGUACGCUAGCACUGCGCAGAUAAUAAAAGGUUCUUCACUUUAGAAAAAAAGAUCUAUUUAAGUCUGAAAUUAAAACCAUCUUCAGGCUUCCAAAAUCCGUCACUCGCCAAGCUUCUUCAGUUCACCCUGAAGCUUCUGAUCCAUGAUCAUUCUAAAAAGUCGUUAUCUAAUAAUGUACACCAGUCCUGAAUGGUGCUCCUGAAAGUUCCCCAGAGCAACAACCUGAGGAACCUUUCUGCCUUCUAGAUUUAACCUAGAGUGGAAUAAUGCUAGCAGAAUCUCAGAGCUGGAUCGAGUAGAAAGCAAUCUUUAUUCUGGAGCAGCGACAGUUAGCCUCCUUUCAGAUCGGUUCUAGCUGUAGACAGAUCUUCCAGAACCUCUUGUAGCAGUCGACAUCUUCAGCUCAUCCAUACUUCAGUGAAAUACAGUUGAAACACGUAUCCAAAGAACCUUCAGGUUCCUCUUCUUCCAGUCUGCAACACCAACCCAGAUUGGAGCUCCAGGUUUUUUAAGAUUCUCCAGACAGGAAGCUGUAGGUGUCUAGACGUACCCUAGUGUUGGACACCGCUCCUGCUUCUGCUUCUCGUCUUUAUCUUCCACACAGGAACAUUUUACACAUCCGCUUGAUUUUAAAGACGACGCAAGUUCAUCCAAUCCUAGCUGUAGAGAAAAAAAAGAGUUCUUUAUUGUUGAUGUUAAUAUUUGUAAAUAUUUCUUUUCCUCUUAUUGUCUCGUUCUCCAGAGAGAGAGCUUCUGGGUUGUUCCGCUUGGACAGCACUGUACUUGUUGCUAUGAUCCACACAGAGUUCCUGUCUCUCCGUGUCCAGUCCGGAUGGAGAUAACCGGCUUGUCUGCGGUUUCCCAGCUCUUUAUCUGUGCGGUCAUUUUCCCUCAGAACCUCAGCAUUGUGGUUUUUCAGUCCGUGUUUAUCUGAUGACUAAACGCUCUCAUUUUUCUCUCACCGCUAUCCUCAACUCUCUUCUUCUUCUUCUUCUUCUUCUUCUUCUCAGCAGAAUGACAUGAAAAUCAGGACUUAGCCUCCAACCCCCCCCCCUCUCUCUCUCAAUAGUGAAGCUGUAAAUCUCAUUAUUUUACGUCCCUUUAAUGAAGGAGUGCCAAAGAAAAAUAUAAUUAAAAAAUAAAUAAAUAAAUAAAAAAGUAGUCUGAUGUGAAAUUGUAAGAGAAUUUAAAUUGUUGAAUUUUUAUUUUUAUUUUUUUUAAUGAUUUUAUUUUGUGUUAUUAUGGUGAUAAGGAUCCUGUGACUUUUCUCUCUCUUUUUUAUUUUAUUUUUAUUAUUAUUAUUUUUUAUGGUGGAGAACUUUGCACAAUUUUUUUUCUUUUUUUUUUUUUUAAAAAAAUGACUUCUUGCAGUAUAUAACUUUUUAUCUUUUUUUUUUUUGUGUGUAAAAAAAAAUCCAAACGCUGCCAUUUUAUAUCUUGUGCAGUUUUAUUUUUUUCAUGACCGAAGUGUGAAAUCGAAGCGAAAUGGAAGGUACUUUGUGUUCUGCUUUUCCUUUCCGUGUAUUUAUUUUGAAUUUUUAAGAACAAAUAUGAAGCCUGUGUGUGUGUGUGUGUGUGUGUGUUUCAUCCAGAAGAUUGUGUUAAUAUAUUAAGUGGGCAUGAUGAUGAUGAUGAUGAUGAUGAUGAUGGAGUUAUUUUUUUUCUCAUUGUCUGGAUUUCCGCAUGUUUUACAGUAAAAAAUAAACGUCUUGGUCACGGA
Hemibagrus wyckioides is the source of this 5996-nucleotide messenger RNA. RefSeq names its product par-3 family cell polarity regulator beta a (gene pard3ba). NCBI's taxonomy places the organism in Eukaryota, Metazoa, Chordata, Actinopteri, Siluriformes, Bagridae. The record is from RefSeq and is a predicted model, not a curated record. The transcript has 23 exons. Gene Ontology annotation, biological process: intracellular protein localization; cell adhesion; establishment of centrosome localization. Bases 376 to 3825 code for a protein of 1149 amino acids. Gene Ontology annotation, molecular function: phosphatidylinositol binding; protein binding. Gene Ontology annotation, cellular component: apical plasma membrane; cell cortex; apical junction complex.